Molecule: messenger RNA, 381 nt
Organism: Auanema sp. JU1783
Lineage: Eukaryota; Metazoa; Nematoda; Chromadorea; Rhabditida; Rhabditidae
Source: the annotation of a GenBank genome assembly
AUGUCGGAGGCAGAGCAAGUUCAGGAAGUUGAUAGCCAAGCUACCGAGCAAAUCAAAGAAGUUGAAAGCCAAGCUACCGAGCAAAUCACUGAAGAUAAGAGCGAGCUGGAUAUUUUAAAAGAUGAAAUCAGAAAGUUCUCAUUGAAUUCAUUGAAUUCUAGUGUUAAGAAUCACGAUAUGAUUCUAACAGCUUUGACAAAAGCAGUUGAAAGAACACCAGAAAUUCCGGAACCUUAUCUCAAAGGACUUGUUAAGCUAGUUACAAGUGUUGCCGUUCGUAGGUACAAUCAGCCUAAAUCUUUCCAACUUGUAUCUCGAUUGCUUCAAAGUUUGGCCAAACACGAUUCACAGGCUGUCGCUCUAGCUACCUCUACCAGAUAA